AUGUUCUUCAACCGCGUGCGCUCGUUGUUCAGUUGCUCGUGGACGUAUUUGUGGCUCUUCUGGUUCAUUCUCAUCGUUGUCCUCGUUUACAUGCUGCGCGGGCCCCUAAAAAUUUCCGAGCAAUUCGAAAAUGCCUCAAACUCGGCAUCCACGUACUUCAACAACCUUACACCAAAAUUUUAUGUGGCCCUGACCGGGACGUCAAGUCUCGUGUCCGGGAUAAUAUUGAUUUUUGAAUGGUGGUAUUUUAGAAACAACGGCGUCGAUGCCUCAAGUGAUGAGGGGAGCGAUAAUGAAGAUAAUAUUGACUCAAGUCGCGCAAUUCCAGCCCUAGAAUGCAAGUACUGGCGGAAUCCGCUGGGCCUUUUCCGAGGUGCCGAGUACAACAGGGUGAAGAAGGAGACGGGCAUCGAGCCGCUCUCGUAUUUCGACAUGAACCUCUCUGCCCAGGAUCAUCAGAGUCUUUUCACGUGCGAAGAGGAUAUCGGGCGACCGGAUUAUGAAAUAAUGCAAGUGGCUUGGCGCGAACGCGACAGCUACUCCCGAAUCAAUGCCGCUCACGAAGCCCUCAGUAUCAACCCCGAAUGCGCACCAGCGAUGAUCCUCCUUGCUGAGGAGGAAUGCGAAACGGUGUCAGAUGCUGAAGCCAUGCUCAGAAAAGCCUUGGUAGCUGCCGAAACGGCGUACAUUCGAUCUCAGACGGCAUAUCAAUAUGGAGACAUCGGACAUAGAAGGGACGGCGUCAUCUGUGCCUAUAUCCGACGACGAUUGGCGAUGUGCGCUCGGAAACAAGGCCGCCUUCGUGAAGCGAUCAAGAUGAUGCGCGAGAUUGUAAAAUUCCCCCUUUAUGCCAUGCUCGGACUGCAAGAGAAUCUAAUCGAAGCCUUCUUGGAGAUGCAAGCUUAUGCCGAUGUCCAAGCGCUCCUCGUCCGCUAUGAUGGUUUUGAUAUUCGCGAGCCAAAAUCUGCCGUGCUUUGCUACACGUCGGCGUUGCUGAAAACGAGAAACGUAUCGGACAAAUACGGAGUCGAGGUUCGGCGCGGCCUGUCGGCAGCUGAACAGACGGCGGUUGAUGCCAUACGUCGCGCAAUCGAAUUCAACCCUCAUGUGCCACAAUACUUGCUUGAAAUCCGUCCCCUCAUCUUGCCACCGGAGCACUACUUGAGGCGGGCUGAUUCGGAAGCGCUCGCCUACGCAUUUUUCCACAUACAUCACUGGAAGCGGAUCGACGGCGCGCUCCAUUUACUCGAAUGUACCUGGAAAGGAGUUUUCAACGGGCUGAGUCGCUCCACCGACCGGCUGUUUUACUCGUAUUCGCAGCAGUUGGAAUCGGCUGAUCGUGAAUUAUUACCGGAAUGGCAUCAAAUGUCUGUGUUCCCACGCAAAGAGAAUCCACUCUGGGGUCUCGGGCAGUCGCUGGUGUGCCUUGCCGCGUGCGUCGUGGCUCUCAUUGUUCAUAAUGCGCCGUCGUCUACAUACGAGUUUUUGGUAAAUGCUAUUCAUCACUUGUGGACAUUUUUCGCGGCUUUGUUGAGUUAUCUCUACACCUGGGUGCCGGAGAACGUGCAGUACACUGUGGUGGCCGUAUAUGGGAACAGUGCCACUUUCAUGGCACAGACGACCAGCAUUAUUGUCAGCAAUGAUGGAAAACGCGUAGUUGAGUCACUAUUGAAUGAUCUGCGAGCCCUAUCCACCGAGGCCAAGAAAAAGUACAAUUCCGUCAAGGAGGCAGCCGAAUCAGCCGUUGUCAAAGUGCGAAACAUCUCCACAAAUUCCAACGAUGCCUCAUUACUUACAAACUUACGCGCCGGCAGUUCUGAGCUGCUGCAUCCACUGCUUACCGGAUGCUCAACAAGGAAUUCUCGAUUGGUCCAAAUAUCGCUACAGGCGAUUCAACGACUUGUAGAGCAUCGGAUUCUGGAAACAGCGUCGGCGGCCGCAGUUGUUUCGGAACUAUGGAGCCUGCUCGAGGCGGGAUGUGAAGAAUUGCGUCUGCUCCAGACCUUGACACCAUUUGUCUGUACAGAUCUCCUGGUUUCUGGCCCGAAUCUUGCCCGGUGUCUCGUGAUAUGCUUUCGGCUAAACUAUUCCAAAGAUCCGAUAGUGAUCAAUACCGCAUCAGCAACAAUUCGUAAUUUGGCCGGGAAUGUCUUUUUGCGAGUACAGCAGGAGGAUGGUAUGCGGGGUCCGGACACAGUGCCACCUACAAUACCGAGAAAUACAAAAGCCCCUCCAGCAUCGCUACGGCCCUGUGCAGCGGAUGCGUAUAUGUUCUUCCGGGACCUUUGCUUACUUGUGAACGGCGAGCAACCGAUUUGGCUAACCGGCAUUGACGAGAUCAGUCGCACGCUCGGCCUCGAGCUUUUGGAGGCUACCAUCGGCCAAUAUCCCUCCGUUUUCUUCAAGCAUCCCGAGUUCGCCGCACUCUUAAAGGAAGAUGUCUGCCCACUUGUCAUCAAGCUCUUUUCCCCGAACGUCAAGAAUUUUCACGGGUCAUACCAGAACCAAAACGCUACGGCAGCGGGUGCUAACUCGCCGCUUCGCCCCCAGUUUCCGAUUGCCAUGCGGCUGAUUAGGAUAUUGGUUCACCUAAUUGGACACUACCAUCAGCUCCUGGCCACGGAGUGCGAAAUAUUCUUGUCGUUGCUGCUGAAGUUCCUCGAGUCGGACAAGUUGGGAUGGCAACGUGCCCUUUCAUUGGAAGCCUUGCACCGGUUGCUAUCGCAGGGAUCAUUUUUACUUUGGCUGGUUCGCCAUUUCGACAAAAAGGCAUCCGCCGUGAAAGUGUGCGAGAACUCUUUCAAAGGAGUGGCUUCAUACGUGGCCUCUGCCUUCACCCGGAAUAAUUUUAGCUCAAGCAACUCUGAUGGGAAUGGCGCUGAUUUUUCCAAUGGCCCAAACUCGGUACCCAAUGCCGGUUUCCGAAUAAAUGGCUCCGGGCUGAUUCCGCUCGUCGAUAUACAAUCGAAACGUGGCCUUUUCUUGGAAUACCUUGAAAAGCACGACGCGCCCCAGGUGCAAGAUGGGUACUGUCUGUCAAGGGCUGCCGCCGUUCUCGCGGAUUCGACACAAGCCCUCUUUGCCGCCGUGGAUCAUGUACAGCUAAAUGAAUCAUCAGAAAAUUCGCCCCCGGCUGAGCAAAACGGAAAUGAACCUGGUGUAGAAGAUGAUCUAGCCCUUUUCACGGCCUGCUAUCCCAGCCUCCUCUCUUCCGUCAGCUUGCUUCUCGAAGCCAGCAAUGACGAAUCGACUUCCGACUCGAUGCUGAACUGCCUCUCGACGCUGUCGAUGAUGGCGUGCAAACUGAAGGAGGCCCGGGCACGCGAAGCUUGUCUCUACGCAUUCUGCUCAUCUGCACUCCCGGGACGCAAUUACCUACAAAAAUACUGCGGUCUGCCUCCACCCACCGCACUCAGCAAUUUCGCAUCGUUGCUAAUUUUUUCCGGCGAGGACAAGCAUGAGGAAAACGAUCUGGGGAUUCAGCAGGUGAUGGCCACCGGGACCCCAUGCCCUUCGAUCCACUAUCCAAUGCCGAAUGCUCACGUGAUGUUGACGGCAAAGAACAUGCAAUGUCUUCGCCUGUUAUUGGGAUGUGCAUCGGCUGUCGCGGGCGAGGUCGGUGCUUCAUGGCCGCUCGUCCUUGUCACCCUGCAGCAGACGCUUUGGCUUCUGGCGAUGCGCCCCUAUCUCAGCGGGUUGUACACAAAAUCGGCCAAUGACCAGGAAACGGCCGGCCCUCCUUCAACGAGUACGGUGACAACGGCUGCGAGAGGUGACGUGCCCAUCGUGGCGUCGAUGGUGGAUAAGAUUUUUGAGGAGGUCCGAAAGGGAGACGAUGUCGCCCUUCACCAUUUAAUCGCCGCACUCGCAAAAUUGUCCGGAGAUGCGCUGACGCUGCCGCAUGGCGCUCGUGAGGCGGCUCUGUUUCCGCUGGCCAAACUCCUACACACCGGCACCGUGAACCUGUUCAGAAUGCACAUUUAUUGGCAGCCGCUAACGCAUCAUAUAAUCGAGGAUUGCAACCACAGCAACAAUGGUGUACGCGAGUGGGCGGCGACCGGACUGACAAGUUUGCUACGCGUCGCCUUGCAAGCGAAGACAGACUUAUCGCAAGAGGAAAAAGAGCGCUUCGUACUCGGCUCGCUGGUGGCUCUCUCGGCGAACACCUACGCGGACGUGAGGACGAAGCAGAUCGAGUGUCUGGUGGCCAUUCUGCACAACCAAGGCUCACAGCUGCACCCAUCGAUGUGGAAGGACAUCAUCGCCAUCAUUGCCGACGUCGUCGACCCGCAAUUCAAAUUUGGCGAUCAACUAAUCAAAGAUGGCUACGAUGCCCUACAUCUCGUCACAUCGGAUUUCCUCCAGCAAUUACCUUGGGAAUGUGUGGAACAGCUGGUGGAAGCCGUCAAGCGCUACGGCAUGCAAACGGCCGAGCAGAACAAGGCGCUGUCGGCCAUUUCGCAGCUAUGGACCAUCUCGGAUUUUGUGUUCCGCCGUAACGACAUUAUGGGUGCCGACGCAGCCGAAAAGGUCUGGCUGGUGGUCUAUGUCUGCCUAUCAGAGCUGUGCGUCGAUGGAAGAUCGGCCGUGAGGAAAAGUGGUGUCUCCACCCUGCUUCAGACAAUCGCCGCCCACGGCCAUGCGCUUCGCCCAACUACGUGGCGACAUAUGAUUUGGCAGAUAAUCCUGCCGCUGGUGGACAAGGUGCGGGCGCAGUGGCGAGGCGCAUCGACUGAACGGAUGGAGGGCGGCGAGAAGUUCCUCGUGCAUCACUCCCGUGACACUGAAGCGAAGCAAUGGACCGAGACGGCCAUCGCCACGCUGCAUGCUGUCUGCCGGGUUUUUACGACACAACGGAACACGCUGCUGCAGUUGGAAGACUUCGACAGCGCAUGGGAAAGCCUGCUUGGCUACUUGGAAUGGGGAGCCAGCACCUCAAAUGCCGAGCUUUCGCUUGCCUCCUUGAAGUGCUUCCAAGAGGUCCUUCUCGGCAAGGUAUCCGCGCAGACGCUCGAUAUGAAUACACGAGAGAAGAGCUCCACGAGCCUCAAGGAAUUGGUUGCCGGCGGUGAAGUGCCUCCAUUGCCCCAGAAAUUAUGGAUUGUCUCAUGGAAGAGCUGGAUCAGGAUGGCCAAAUCAUUGUACGUCGUGCGGCCGCCAGCGGAUGAUCCGAAGGAAGCACCAUACGUUCCGGGGCCAUCGCAUCUGACAACGCUGCUUCACAUCUUCCCGCCACUGUUCGAACGCGUUAAGCGGGACUUGGCCGUUGACGAGUUGCACUACGAUAAUCUGCCAUCAACUUUGGAGGCGAUAACCUUUCUCCCGAUUGCCACAGCCCAGUCACCCUUUGUGUUGCACCAGGCCGGCACUUUGACACCGACCCAGGAAGCAGUGAUGGACGCCGUCAAAGGCAUCUACGUGGAAAUGAUCUCGCCCGGCUCGUGCUUACGCGGAGCCCUACCGUCUCUGUUGAAGUUGCUGCUCAAGUUUGCUGUAUUGGCCGCCCAACCGCCGGCAAGGCGCAACGACUCGCAACGAGAUUAUCGUGAAUGGGCCUGCGCUCAGGUGAUCCCAUUUGCCGAAUCUUCACUUCGACUAUGUGUCGAAUCUUUCGCCGCCACAGCCCAUUAUCGAGAAGUUGUCGAAGCAGGGUCCUUGAUAGAAUUUGUCCAGGUUGUUUCCAAAAUCACGGCGCUGAAAUACGCGUGCGUAUCUCCGUCAUCCUGGCGAUUGGCCGCUUCCGCGUUGCUGAAUGUGCUUCGGAUUGGGCUGCCGAUUGCGCGACAACAUCCGACCAACUUCACGAAGCUGUGGCCGGAGUUGUCGACGGCAUUCGACACGACACUCUUCUCCCCGAAUGGCUGCUCGACGUUGAACCCGGAUGAACGGAAGAGGGACGAAUACAUUGAUUGCUCCUUUGUGGAAUUGAUCAGGGCUGAAAUCCUGCCGUUCUGCCAGCAAUUCCCCCCGGAAUUCGUGGGCCGCAUCAUCGACAUCCUGAACCGGGGCUCCAUCUGUGCCCUCGACCCGACCGAUGUGCUAGCUUCAGAAUCCUACACGCAACGCGUCGAGCUCUCUCGCGCCUGCUUCGAUGCGCUGCUGUCGAUGAGCAAGGAUGACUCGAAGGACGAGCUGAUCAGGGAGAAAGACCCGCUCGCGUUGGCCGCGUUGACGAGUCUGAUUGAGAGGUGCAAGCAGGUGCUGAACUCCUUCAGCCGUGACGGAAGAGGUGCCGGCGAAAUGAGGUUGCCCGCUAUCCGGUUGGCCGAAACAACAUCCUGCCUAACCGCCGUCCAGACACUCAUCGACCGCUUAGCGGGACGCCCCGACGCGGUCUCUUCGCCUCUCUAUUCUCAGCUCGUGCUGCUGCAUCCAACGCUCGUGGAGUUGAUCCCGUGUUGUCAUGCUGAUCCGCAGGUCGAAUCGGCGCUCGUCUCCGCUUUGAAGGCCUACCAGACCCUUCUGCUGCUCAAGGCCCUGCCCGCGCACGUCUCA
Molecule: messenger RNA, 6495 nt
Organism: Mesorhabditis spiculigera
Lineage: Eukaryota; Metazoa; Nematoda; Chromadorea; Rhabditida; Rhabditidae
Source: the annotation of a GenBank genome assembly